Messenger RNA from Gastrolobium bilobum, 1315 nucleotides. RefSeq lists its product as uncharacterized. The record is from RefSeq and is a predicted model, not a curated record. Gene Ontology annotation, cellular component: post-mRNA release spliceosomal complex; catalytic step 2 spliceosome; Prp19 complex. Bases 218 to 1153 code for a protein of 311 amino acids. Lineage: Eukaryota; Viridiplantae; Streptophyta; Magnoliopsida; Fabales; Fabaceae. The transcript is spliced from 6 exons.
GAGGAAACCCUAUCCCCAAAGAAAAAAGAAUAAUGAAAGAAAAUAAAAAAUCAAAUUAGAUACUCGUCUCUGCGAGAUUGGAACACCAUCGGUGAAAUACUCUUGUCAGAAUCUAAUUCCCAAUUCUCGCUUCUUGUUGGUUUUUGAGAAAUCGCUGCUACUACAGUCUACAGCAACGCAACAGGUGAGUCUUCGCGGGAUAAUAUUUUUGCAAAACAUGUCUGAGGAACGAGAAGUGCAUCCCGAUUGCCGAAAUGCCAGUAAUCCUUUUCAUGAAUGUAGUGAUUACUGCUUUAGGGUAAUAGCUGAAGCCAAAAUUAGGAUGCAACAAGAGGAAUCAGAAGCUGCCCAAGCUAGUGGUGGAAGUAGCAGUAAGCUAGCCAUCCCAGAUCAAUCAUAUCCUGAUGAGGAAAUACAUGAUGAAAGGCCCAAUAUUAAAGAAGAUUCUGAUAGUGAUCCUGACCAGCCUGCUGCAGAGCAAAUGGAUGGGGACUACACAAACCUCUCUGGGAGACAGAAAAAGUGGAUGGAGUUGAGAGCCAAGAUGCAAGAAGCAAAAAAACGUAAUCAAAUUGAAAUAGCUGCUGAGAAAAAGAGGAUGGAAGCUCCAACAGAGUCUAGGGGUGUUUCUAAACAGAAGUGGCUUGAGGAUAGGAAGAAAAAGAUUGGUAAACUUCUUGAUGCAAAUGGGUUGGAUCUGACAAAGGCAUAUAUGCUUGACACACAAGAUGCAGCAGAAGAGAAAUACAAGAAAUGGGAGAAGGAUCCUGCUCCAUCCGGCUGGGAUGUUUUUAAUCAGAAGACGUUAUAUAAUGCAUACAAAAAGCGGACCAAGAAAGUAGAUAUCGAUGUAGAAGAAUACAACAGAAUGAAAGAAGCUGAUCCAGAGUUCUACCGUGAAGCUUCAAGUCUCCAGUAUGGAAAGGCACCAAAAAUCUCAGAGGAUAAGAUUGAUAGGAUGGUACAGGAGCUAAAGGAUAGGGAUGAGAAGCGCAAGUCAUUUAGCAGGAGAAGACGAUUUCAUGAAGAGAAAGAUAUUGACUCGAUCAAUGACCGUAAUGAGCAUUUCAACAAGAAGAUUGAGCGAGCCUUUGGUAAAUACACACUGGAGAUUAAAAAUAAUCUCGAGCGAGGAACUGCAUUGCCUGACUGAGGUACCUGCUUAUGUAGUGAUGUGUUAUUGUUGUCAUAUUGCUCUCAUACUGAUAAGUUUAAAGGGUGGAUUGCAUUUUUUGAGUGCUUGUGGAUCAUGUAUUACUAUAGAUUAAUAUUUUGCAAUGCACAUAUGGAACGUUGUGGAGUCAUUUUGAACUUC